AUCGAAAAACUCUGGAUAUCUUACGAAAUUCGUCCUCAGUAUUUGGCUUAUAGUCAUAGGACUGGCAAACUCUGGCCAGUCUAUGAAAUUCAUCCCUUAGUUCAUAAAGUGAAUAGAUAUCCUGAUAGUACCUGUUUAGUUCAUGGUCCUGUUUUAAAUAAUAUUGCCGAAAAGCAUUUAAGAAAGCUUUAUGGUGAUAUAACAUAG
Funneliformis mosseae is the source of this 207-nucleotide messenger RNA. The record is from the annotation of a GenBank genome assembly. NCBI's taxonomy places the organism in Eukaryota, Fungi, Glomeromycota, Glomeromycetes, Glomerales, Glomeraceae.